Aureobasidium musti is the source of this 219-nucleotide messenger RNA. Lineage: Eukaryota; Fungi; Ascomycota; Dothideomycetes; Dothideales; Saccotheciaceae. The record is from the annotation of a GenBank genome assembly.
AUGCCGUCCAACGAAGGUCCGAACAUCCCUCAAGCUAUCCCGAGAGUUCUUGUCAUCGGAGGCUCUUACGCUGGACUUGCAGCUACAGUGAACCUCGUAGAUCUGUGCAAUGGAAAGCAGCCUCGGUUCACUGCUGCAUCUCCUGAGGAAGGAUCUCUCAAGACAAAGCUGCCUGUUGAUAUCACAAUCGUUGACGAGCGUGAUGGCUACUGUGAGUAA